Molecule: messenger RNA, 8503 nt
Organism: Prorocentrum cordatum
Lineage: Eukaryota; Dinophyceae; Prorocentrales; Prorocentraceae
Source: the annotation of a GenBank genome assembly
AUGGCGGUCCUGCAGCAGGGUGGCUUGCCGAUCCCCCGGCACGAGUUCGACAAUGUUCAGGCCGACGGCCGGCGCGCCCCGCGACGCCACGAGCGACAGUGGAAUGUAAUUUUUGGGCGCAUGGUCGAGCUCGUGGCGCGGUCGCCGACGCACGUGCACCGCGGGCUGAAGACGUUCUCGGCGAUCGACCGGGUCUUCACUGCAUGCCCGACGUGGCUCCUCAAGCAGACGUGGCAGCAGGCGGAGGCAGACGCGGACGGACGGAAACUGCAAGCCGAUUCCGCCGUCCCUCUUCGGAUGUCCGGCGCCCGGGAACUGAUCUCCGCCUACGCCGCGGCCGCGGCGCUUGACUCGUUCGCCGCUCACCCGCCGACGAUGCUGGAUCUGCACACCCGCAUCCUGCAGGAGGUCGGCGCCCGCAUGCGGGACAGGCGGCUUCAACGGGAACCGAACUCCAAGGCUUCGAGAGCCAUGGUGUUCCGAUGCAUGGCACGCUGCAUUUGGCGCCAGGACUACAACUUCGCGGCGCGGCUCAUCCACGUCCGCAGCUGGCUCUCCGAGUUCGUCGAGGUCCGCCCCGGGCGGGUGCUGCUGGUGGAUGGCGCGGCGUUCCACGCGGCCCACGACCGUGCCCAGCGCGCCGAUCUCCUGCGCCGGGAGGCGCGCCGUGGCCAGCUGGCCCCAGGCGGGCCCCCCUCCCCAGCCCAGGCUGGCCCUGCCGCGCCGGCGCCGUUGCGACAGCAGCUGGCGGGGCAGCGACGCGCCCACGAGCGGCGCAUGAAGCUCUGGUCGCCUUUCGGCAAGCGGGUGGUCAACACCCCCUCGGAGCGGGCAGCAGCGCUCGCGGCGCACCGGGCCCCCGUCUUCUCCAGCGUCACGCCCGUCGACGAGCGGGCCGCCCAGCGGUGCUUGGACCGCCUGUCGCCCCGUCUCGCGCCCGAGCAGCUGGCUGGCUGGGGCGCGGAGGAGGGCAGCAACGUGCUGGCGCACGCGCUGCGGUGGAUGACGCUCGGGAGGCCCAUAGGCGCUCGAUUCGCCCGAGCCCUCGCCGUCUUCCCCCCGAAAGGGACGAGGGAGGCUGACAAGGAUGGAGUAGUGCGCCCGGCUAGUGACGCCCGUCCUUUGGCCCUGAAGCAGUGCAGCAAUAAGGUGCUGGCGAGCGCCGUCCAUUUGGUGCUCGCCAAAAUCAUCGCCCCAGUGAUCUCCCCGAUCCAGCGCGGCUUCAUGCGCGGACGGAAUUUCCUGCACAAUGUUUUGGAUCUAGAUACGUUCUCCCACAUAGCGUCGUUCGGCCCUGAGGCCCUGAUGGUCCAGCCUUUGCUUUUGAGUUUCGACUUUGCUCAGGCGUUUGCGGCCCUCUCCCAAAGAUGGCUCUUUCUGUCGCUCCGGGCCCUUGGGCUCCCGAUCGGCAUCCUGUAUGUCCUCGCGAUGUUCUACUUCGAUGCCCAGAUGUUCGAGGAGUCGCACGCGGGGCUCACCUUCCUGUUCAUCGUAAACUCGGGCGUGCUGCAGGGCUGCCCUCUCAGCGGCGACCUCUACGCGAUCGGGACCAAUGUCUUCCUGAUCGACCUCGCCGCGUCCCUCGAGGAGCGCCGUCUGGGCAUCGCCAGGGCGUGCGCUGACGACCUUGGCGCCAUUGCGUAUGGCCCGCACGGCUGCCGGGUGCUAGCAAGGGUGCUGGGCCUCUGCCGCCGCCUGGCCGGCCUGACACUGAAGAUCUCGAAGCGCGCUGCCGCGUUGGCAUGCCUUGCCGCGGCCGACGCGGCCUGGGCAGCGUUCGACAUCGCGGAGCAGUUGCUGUACCUCAGCGUCAUUCUCGGUGUCAACGUGAGCCUGGAGACGCAAUGGGCCCCGCAGCUGGCGGCGUGGCGCGAGCGCGCCGGGGCAAUCUCGAAGACGGGUUCCUGCUUCUACACGGCGACGGCGCUGUAUCACCGGCACGCUAUCCCCGUGCUGGGCUACAAGGGCCAGCUCUUCCCGCUGCCGUGGAAUCUCACGCGCGACGAAAUGCAUAUCCACAGCCGCCUUUUUCAUUGGCCUGCCAACUCGCUCACCCGAGCGGAUUGGCACGUCCUGGAGGAUUUUGGCGCGCCCGCCCUGACCUCUGCCAACGUGUGCGUUGCUGCCGUGCGCCUGCGGGCGGUCUUGACCACGCUGGCGGGGUGGGAGGCCAACUUGACGCUGCUGCGCCGCUCGGCGAAGGCACACUUGCCGACCGCCGUUUCUGCGCAGGGGCGCUGCGCGGCAUCGUGGCGCAGCGACGCGCCUCUGGUCCUCCACCUGCGGGCGGCCUCGGAGGGCUUGAACGAUUCACCAAAGCUGUGCGCGGCGGGCCUGGCGGCGCUGGACCACGCGCGGGAGCUCCUGCAGUCCCGCUCCGCGGCCAUGGACGGCGGCUCCCUGGCGGCGCCCGGCGGCAAGCUGCGCCUGCAGGGGGCGCUCCUGCGAACGCUCCACACCAGCGUGUUCACCAACGACCUGGCCUCGACGAUGACCAGGCGGAUGAGGCGCUGGCAUCCCUCGGUGGAGACCCCCGAGGCGCUCGACUGGGAGGCGCUGGCCGGCGACCUCCGACGCUUGCCGCAAGCGUGGCGGAUGGCAUUACUGCGGACGUGGGCCAGGGCCUGGCCGACGGCGGCGCGACUCCAGUCGCGUGACGAACCGUGCAUCUUCGGCUGCCCGGCGGGGGCCGACUCCAUGGUGCACUAUGACGAGCGCCCGCGCCUCCGCGGCGCCGCAGAGAGAGCGCUGGGCCACGCGCUCGCCCCGUCUGCGCACGAGCGCCUGGCUCUAGACACUGGGGCCACGUCCCGCCCCGCAGCUUUUGCCCGCGCGCGCGAUAUCCCGCCAGGCGGCGGGCGAGAGAGAGACAUUACGAAGCAGGCCGAGGGCUUCGAGCACAUCGGCGAGGAGGGCGCGGCCUGGAGGAGGCUUGUGCUCAAGGCGAUCAAGAUCAAGAGGCUGCAAGGCUACUGGUCGCAGCUCGGACAGUACCUGAACUACGUGAAGAACGUGAGAGGUCGCUUCAGCGAGUGGUUGCAGAAGGUCAACAGUUACGUGAUCAGCGUGUUCGGGGUUGGCUUCAAAGCAGUGAUCGAGUGGGCAGUCGACCAGGCGAACGACUCAGUGGCUUUGACGACGGCGGCUGCGGUGGCCCAGUUCGUGGACGAGGCUAUCGACGGCGAAGAGGUCGACGCGAUAGACGAGAAGCUCUCCCAGCUCUACGCGCUGUCCAUUUCACUGACAGAGGGGGAGUCAUUCGGUCUCGUUGUGAGUGCAGGUCAAGUGAGAGGCGCAGAGGCUCUACGCUUGCUGGUGCGUCGAUGGGGCCCGACGAGUGGCGGGCGCCGCAGAGUGCUCCUGAAGAAGAUCAUGGCGCCCAACCGCGCGGCGAAGCUGGAGAACCUGGCAGGCGAGAUCGCGAAGUGGGAAGAGCUGAUCAGGCGUUGCGAGAGGGCGCGACUACGCGGCCGAGACGUUCGACCGGACGACGAGAUCAAGAUGAGUGCACUCGAGAGCUUGGUUUCGCAGGACGUCGAGCUCCACCUCGCCCUCAACCGCACGCGGCUGAACGACUACCCGGCCACGAGGGGGGAGGCGCGCAGCUUCCUGGGGGCCCGGCAGGCACUGGAGGCUCUCGGUCGAGCCCGAGGAGGUCCGAUGGAUGUGGAUGCGUUCGUCAAGGGGCACUCGAGGGGCAAGGGCGGCGAAGGCGACCUCGACAACUUCGAGGAGACGAACCGCACGGUCAGCACGCAGUUGCCGGCGUCGGCGUCACAGGUGAGCCCGAGCACCAGCUUGAGUUUCGACGCGUUCGAGAAGGUCGCAGAGCCCAACAGCGCGGAGGCCAAGCCCGACCGCAAGCACUACGGGAAGAUCAUCGCGACGACGUUCGACACGGGCGCGGCGGCCACAGCGUUUCCGCCUGGCCAGGAAGGCGACUGCACCGAGCCCGACGGCAACUACUACCGCAUUGCCACCGGCGAGAUCGUGCAGUUGAACUUGAAAGGCAGGCGCGCGAAUAUCAGGAAGCCGCUCCUGUCCGCCUUGGCCGCCGCGUCGAAGGGCCACUUCGCCUGGAUCGGGGCCUUCGGCGGCUACCUCUUGCAAGAGAGCGAGUUCACUAGGAAGAUCCUCCACGUGAUCGACGCCUGCGUGGCCGAGGAGAACAAGGGCAUCGUGCCGCUCUACUUACUGGACGGAAUUUGCAAGAUGGGCGCGCUGAUGGACGCGCCAGAGACGCGUCGUUUCCACGGGGCCAGCGAGCGCCCCGCAGCCAGCGGGCUCGCAGGCGUCGGGGCCGACCGUGAGAUCACCGACACCAGCGACGGGGAGUCGCGACCCACCAAAGCGGAGUUCGAGCAGCACGAGGCUACAGGACACGCUGCAUGUCGAGAUUGGCGCGAGGUCUGCUGCGCGGCCAGAGGUGUUGGACAACAGCAUGAGCUACAUGGAGACCCACGAGAAGGAGCAGACCCAGUGGCGUCGAUCGACUUCGCGUUCAUGGGCGAGAAGGCUGGCGAGGAAGAAGACCAGGAGGACAACUUCCCGAUGCUGGUCGCCAGAGACUCCAAGACGAAGCCCCCCUACUCGUCGGCGGUCCCUGGCAAGAAGGUCACCAACUUCACGGUCAAGAUCUUGAUGGGCGUCAUCUUGCAUCGGGGCUACCGCAGGCUGAUCGUCCAGAGCGAUGGAGAGGCGGCGAUUUCGGCGUUGAAGACGGCGGUCGCAGCGGCGCCACCCGCGGUGGAGUUCUCGCCGAGAGAGUCGCCGCCAGGAGCCGACGGAAUUUCUGCUGAACAGCGGUGGCUUGGUCGAGACUGGAAGAAGCUGGAGGCGGAGUUCGGAGGCGAGCGCGCGAUGCACAGGCCGCCCGCGCCAUCGGGAAGGAGGAGCGCCAUGAAGGGGCGCAUGAAGUCUGGGAACUUCCUGGGCUACCACAUGCGAACAGGCGCCCUACUCGCCACGGCGGUUGACGGGGUCGAGAAGGGGCAGGGUUUCAAGAGACUGCCGAAGGAGCGGGCUUGGGGCGGCAAAGAUUGGGAUGCUCUGUGCGGAGUGCCCUGGGCCACGCGCCCUGUAGAGGAGGCAGGCGCCACCCCUAGGACGCCUCUCGCGGCCGUCCCGAGCAUGGGGCCGCGAGCGCCGAGAGCGAGAUGCGCGCUGCGCCGCGACAUCGAGAAGUGCGGGGCGACGGCAGGACGCAUGGGCUGCCAGGAGCUGAUGCAGAAGGGCAAGACCAUGAGAGCGCACGCCGAGGGGUGUCGCGAGAGGAUCGCAGAGAUGAUGAAGGGGGACCCACAGGCGCGAUCAGGAAGCGCAGAGCUGCUCUACCCGAGCCAGGUCGAGCCACGCGAGUACGAGGUGGUCAUCAUGGAGCUCAGAGAGUUCGCCCGCAUCGACUACAGCGCGGAGGACAUGGAGAUGGAGAGGUUUGCUGAGAUGACGUUCAGGUUCGGCCUCGCACCUGGCCCGGCGGUGGACAUCGAGACAGGCUGGGAUCUACGACUACCAGCACAACGCAAAGCGCGCAUGGAGCAGUUGGCGAGGCAGGACCCACUGCUAACGGUAACCAGCCCACCGUGCACAUCAUUCACAAAUUUGCGGAAGUUCUCGGACGCGAAGCGUGAUCCGAAGGUCGUGGAGGCCGAGAUCUUGGAAGGCGAGACGCACCUCAAUCUCUGCAUGAGGAUCUGCAAGGAGCGUUACAAGGCAGAGAAGCUGUUUCUUCGCGAGGCGCCGUGGUCAGCGAGCAGCUGGUGCCGACCUAGCGUCCAGGGGGUUAUCAAGAUGGAGAACGUGUUCUUGCUCCAUGGGCCCAUGUGCCGCUGGCACAUGGAGGCGAUCGGUCCUGGCGGCAAGUCGGGCUUCGUUCGGAAUGUGACCGGGUGGUUCACCAAUAGUGAGUUGCUUGCGAACAUCGUCGAGGGCUACUGCGAAUGUCCUCAUCCCCACGAGGAGGAGUCAGAGGUGUUCGUCGAAUACCAGGACGACAACUUCAUCGACGACGUAACGGGCGACAUCCUCGACUGCGAGGGCGCCCAGGCCCACUUCUACGGCGACGUAAGGCGGGUAGUCUACGUGGAGCUACCCGAGGAGGAGACCUGCGAGGAUCCCGAGCCGGUGGUGGGCAAGCUAUUCAUGGCGACGCACGGCGCAGUCCUGUCACGCUAUGGCUUCAAGGUCACGGGAGUGAUGGGCAGCAGGGCGACGAGCGAGCAGAGCGCGGUCUACCUCAAUAGGAAGGUGAUCAGGGACCUGGGCCUGGAGAGUGCGAUGGAGGUCACCGCGUUGGCGGUGAAGCGCUCAGUUAUGGACGUCCUGAAAGUGGAUCGUGAAUCGCAGAAGUUCGACGACGAGAAGGCGAAGACCUACCGCAGCGUGACCAUGAGGGUGGCGUUCCGCAACGCUGAGCACGACGCCUCACUUCGUGAUCCGAGUUGCGUCGUCUGCGAGCUGUGCCUGCUCGCUCUGUGCACCAGGCGCUGCGGCCACAGAGGUUGUCGUGACUACUCCUGCCUGACGCUCGCCCUGCCCCGGAAUGGCUGUGGCCACGGUCUGCCGGCGCCGGGGCAGGCCGAGAACGCGGUGGUGACCAGGGGUGAGCUGAACAGAAUCAUCGGUGACAUCGUCAGGGAGGCGAUGCAGGGGAGAGAUUCUUCGGGCUCCACCUCCGCGGCUGCGGCCAGCUCCGGCGGCGCCGAGCGCCACGAGCGCCCGGAGCGCAACGAGAAGAAGGAUGAUCCGUGGCUCAACGGUGAUCCGUGGAAGGACGGCGCCAUCGACGGCUCCAGCGGCUGGCGAGACCAGUCGGGCUGGGGCGGCGACGAGCAGAAGGGCACCUGGCAGGACUGGACUGGCAAGUCCGGCAGCUGGCGGGAUUGGAAGGCUGAGGCCGACCGACCGCAGGGGACCCUGGCGGCGACGCUGGUGCUUGCGGUUCUCGGCGGCAAGAACUCGAAGGGCAAUCCCCCGAGGGCAGCGGAUGCGACGCAGGCCUUCCUGAGGGCUCGCCAGGCGCGCAUCAGAGGCGAGAGGGCUCCAGGAGAGCCGGACUCAGACGGGUACAUUUGGGACGACCCAGCCGACCCGUCGAUGGCUGCAGCACAAGCGCAGCUGGAGGACUUCGGCGAGAAGCUCGACACGAUCGAGGACCGCAUCCUCAACGCCGAGCAGGGCAUCGGACAACUCGGAUUCAUGCUUCAGCAGAUCGGCCCGGGCGUCGCAGCUCUACUUCAGCAACACGGCCUCCUGUCGACGCCUGGUGGCGCGGUCCAGGAAGACCCCUGGGUGGGCGGUCAGGCUGGUCCCGCAGGUGCCAGCGGCAGCGGCGGAUCACCAGGCUCUGGAGGGCCCGGGGCACCUCACCAGAGCCUCCAGGGAGGUGGACCACCGCUGUCUACUACGACGCCGCCUCUCGCCAGCGGAGACUCCGAGAUCGAGCUCUCCGAUGUGGGCGGCGGGGGCCAGGACACGACGCCUACGACAACGCCCUCGGAGGCAGCCAUGAGUCAGUCGCAGUGGUGGCCCCUUCCACCGAUCCCGGAGCAGCCCGAGAGUCAGCUCGAGCAAGACUCCUGGGAGGUGAUUGCCGAUCCGGAUCUCCCCUGGUGCAUCCGCGCCAAGGCCGAGGCCGGCCGGGCAGCCAGCAGCCCGCCGGACGUCAAGAGGGCUCGCCUCGACUCGGCGCCGCCCGAGUCGGCGGGGCCGGAUCCUUCCUACCCUUCAGUUCCAGGUCCGUCGUCCAGCUUCGAGCCGUCCCGGACCGUGGCCGAAAGAGUUCAGGACAUCGAGGACCGACGAGCGAGGCAUGUCGCGGUGCUCACGGACGUGCCGCGGUGCCGACUGGCAUGCCUUGGCGCUCACAGCUGCUCGGGGGCGCCGCGCGCGCCGGGCCCCGCCCCCGCGGCGUACCUCGGCGGCCCCGGCGGGGCGCACCGGCCGCCGGCCAGAGGCCAUGGGCGACCCGCCCGCCUGCGCCGCCGCUGGCUGCGACCGGCCGGGCACCAAGCUCUGCGGCCGGUGCGGCGCCGAGGCGUACUGCUCUGGCGAGUGCCAGCGCAAGGCGUGGAAGACCCACAAGGCAGUGUGCAGGCCAGCGGAUCCCGCCGAGACCGCCUUCCGAACGCUGCUCGGCGCGGGUGCGCUCUUCUCCGCGCGCGCUGCGCUGCAGGGGAUGGCCGCCCCGAGCAAGAAGCUGCAGGAGGAGCUGGAGGAGCGCAUAAGGAUGGGCACGGGCUCCGAGAUCGUCGGCGGCUCCCUGGAGCUCGGGCCUGUGGACGGCAUGGGCCGCGGCUACAUCGCGUCCCGGGACUUGUGCGCGGGGGAGCUGCUGCUGUUCGACACGGCGUUCGUGUCCGCGCCCAUCGACGGCAGCAAGGACCAACGCAACACGAUGAGGAAAAUGACGCUGACCGCGAGGAUGCGGACAAGGUGUGGAAGAGGAGGCGCACUUCAUCAUAGCCGAGCGGGCCAUGCGCACCGCGUCUGGGGGCCUCCGGAG